Fonsecaea pedrosoi CBS 271.37 is the source of this 1197-nucleotide messenger RNA. RefSeq lists its product as uncharacterized. Gene Ontology annotation, cellular component: nucleus. The record is from RefSeq and is a predicted model, not a curated record. Gene Ontology annotation, molecular function: zinc ion binding; DNA-binding transcription factor activity, RNA polymerase II-specific; RNA polymerase II cis-regulatory region sequence-specific DNA binding. The coding region runs from base 1 to 1197 and encodes 398 amino acids. The transcript has 2 exons. Lineage: Eukaryota; Fungi; Ascomycota; Eurotiomycetes; Chaetothyriales; Herpotrichiellaceae. Gene Ontology annotation, biological process: DNA-templated transcription; positive regulation of transcription from RNA polymerase II promoter by galactose.
AUGAAGGCGAUUUAUUUGACCUACGCCGAGAAAUUCAACAUGGCAUACAAUGCCGUGGGCCAGGCCGUCCAGCUGUGUUACCUGGUCGGGCUUCACGAUCAGCCCAAGAACGGCAAACCGUUGAGCCCAUUUGAGGCUCACAUGCGCCAGAGGGUGUUUUGGACCACGUACUGCCUCGAGAAGAACAUCGCCUUUGCCCGAGGACUGCGACUGCCUUACCUGAUCCGUGAUAGCGACAUCAAUAUCCAGGUUCCGCCCUGCGCCACCGACGACGACCAGAGAGAGGAGAUGCAGUAUCUUGACGACGUCCAGGCCUUCUCAGACUACCUCCACAGCACGGUCCAAGCAACACGCCUGAGCACCGAGAUCUGGGAUUGCAUGCUCUGCCCCAACGCCAAAAGACCCGUCGACGAAGAUAAGGUCAUGGCCAUCGACGCCAAACUCCAAAAUAUUCUCGAUAGACUGCCAGACUACCUUUCCCUGGAGAGGAGAUCUCAGGCGGCGGCGUCGGCGGCGGCAUCGCAGCAGCAGCGGCAGCGGAACCUACAGGGGUCUCUUCGUCGGAUAUCUCGACGAGCAAGAAUCUUGUUUCUGCGCACCAAUUACUUCCGUCUCCAGAUGCGUCGGAAGGAGCUCCACGCGGGUAGAUUCUGGCGACGAGAUCGCAGGACUUGCCUGGACAUUGCGGACAAGACCGUCGCCACCGUCUACGAGUUCUAUUUCUCGCCCGUGGCGGAACCUUUGGACCGGUACUCGUGCGCCAUCUACUUACUGGAGGCCGUCUCGGUGCUGGCGGCCGUUCUGCUCGACGACAACGUCGAUCGCGACUGUCUCGUCCAGGCGUCGACUUCUUUCACGCGGGCCCUUGGCGUGCUCAGGACCACCGCAGCCGGCUUGCGCCUGGCCAGGUCGAGCCUGAAGAGGAUGGAGCAGACCAUCGCCGCGGCCGAGACCGUCGCACGGUCUAUUGGCUUGUCGUCCAACGACACUGCGAUCGACCCUGCGUGCGACGCUGCCACAUCAUCCACCAUUGAAUUCGACGCAUUCGGUCAACCGUGUACUCAGAGGCAGAAUAAAGCAUCUUCUAUUGAUCCCUUUCUACUCCAUGAGCCACUUGAAAUGGAGUUAUGGGCCGCGCUGGACAGUACCAACGAGAUGGUCAAUUCCACCACCGAGCAACUACUCCUGAACCUCUAG